ACAAGAGGACUUCCGAAACUUUUUUAUUUACUUCCGCCUUCUGCGAAACCAAAAAAUGGCACAGAAUGUCCAGGUGUGUGAUAUAGAUCCUGAAGUUACUUCCAGAUUGAAAAAAUUUCGAUUUAGAAAAGAGAAAAAUAUAGCAGCACUUUUGUUGAAAAUAGAUAAAGAAAAAGGAGUAGUGUUAGAAGAAGAAUAUGAGGAUUGCACAAUAGAGGAAUUACAAGCAGAGCUUCCAGAAUGUCAGCCUCGCUAUUUAGUGGUCAGUUAUGUAAGACAACACAGUGAUGGUAGAGUUUCUUAUCCUCUAUGUUUUAUAUUCAGUAGUCCAGCAGGAUGUAAACCAGAACAACAAAUGAUGUACUCAGGAUCCUUACAUGCUCUUAUACAACAGACUGGUCUUACUAAGACAUAUGAUAUAAGAAGUGUAGAAGAAUUAACAGAAGAAUGGCUUCUGGAUCAGCUUGCAAAAGUUUAGAAGAACAAUAAUGCAAUUUAUUUUCUAGUAUUUAUAAUAUUCCCACCAGUCGGUUGCUCAAAUUUAAUUGUAAAUUUUUGCAAAUGUUUUAUGUUAAUGUCUCUCGAGUUGAACAUUUGUUUUCAUACACUGUGCUAUGUAUCCUUGUCAUGGUUUUAUAAUCUAAUUAUUACUGUCUGAAGGUUUAAUUUGAAACAGUUUUGGCAGCAAUUUUGGGGCUUUCAUUGCUUAAUCACUCAAUAUGAAAAAAAAUCUUUAAAAGUUUGAUCAAUAGCUUAAGAAUUUUCCAUUUCAAUUUGUUUUAAUUUGUAUAUAACUGCUUAUAAAAAAUUUAGAUUGUGCAAACCAAAACAACAAACGUAUCAUAUGCAUUGUAAAACUGAAGCAAAAAUUGUAUUUAUAUUUUAAAAAGGCUGGUUUCAAUGAUGGCUGUAUACAGGUUAUGACUAAAAAAUGCCAACUUUAAAAAAUAUCAGUUUAACAGUUUGAAGAGAAGAUAUAGCAUUCAAAGACAUACUGAAACUAAAAAGAUGCAAUAGGUUAUCUCUAUCUAGUUAUUUAAAAAAGAUUUUUCAUUUAACCAAAAACAUAUAUAUAUUUCAGGAUUAUAAACCAGUAUUACAUGCUUGUAUAUAUAUAGUUUUAGCAUAUAUUAUGAAGUAAUUAUUGAGUUCAGCAUAAUUUUAGUCUAUAAUUAGUAUGAAAUUUGAUGAAUAGUUAUGAAUUGUUUUUAUAACUUAUGAAGAAUACUGUAGUCAUUCUUUGUGUUCUGAGAUUUGAUUGGCUAUUAAUAAUAGAUGUAAUUGCUUAAAUCACUAUUGCAUAGGCUAUACUUAACAUGUAUUUGUUUCUAAAGUGUUAUAAAAUCUGAUAUCUUUGUUUAUUUAUUUCAAAUUUUAUCAGUUGCAACAAAAUGAUCAUGUAUUAGUGUAUAUGGUUAUGUAUUUUAGUCUUCCUUACAUUUGGCAAUAUUUUGAAAAACAGCUUAAUGCUGCUAAUACAUGAAUUCAACUAGCACUUUCUUUGUGUUUAUAAAACAUUUAUUUGUAGUUUUCACUUUAUUUGUCAUUCAUGAAUGCAAAUAAAUAUUUUAUAAACUUAAACAAUGUAAUCUAUGCAUCAUAUUUACAGGGGGACCACAAAGAAGUUACGUUGAUAAUCUUUCCUAGUUGUUAAUCUUUUUUUAACAACUUUUGUCACAAACAUGCAUUUAUUUAAUAUUGUCGUAUUUGUUAAAUCUUUGAAGAUUAAUUGUUACUUUUGUAAUUUCAUCAUCAUAUCUUUAUCGGAUAUUCUAAAUUUGUAUCUGGUUCUAGCAGUCAUUCCUGUUAUUUUGUAAUUCAUUUUGGAUUUUACAUUCCAUUGAAUUGAAAUGUUGUUUACAUUUGUUUGUUUGUUUGUUAAUUCUAUAGAUAUUUUGUUUAAAUUGUAAAAUAAAUUACAGUAUGAGAUAAAUUGUUUAUUUUCCAUAAUAUGCUUGCAUUAAAAGAUACGAAAUGGUCUCCCUUGUUAAAACCCCAAUAAGUAGUUAAAGAGGAGAUAACUACGAAUAUGUAAAAUUACCUAGUUAUAUGUAUUUUAUCUUUUUUUUUAAAGAAAUAUUCUAUGUUUAAAUGUCUGCAACGUCAUAUGAAAUGAAAAUAAAUUCAACAAAAUAUUUUUCUAAAAAUACUCUAUAACCAAUCUGCUGUACAAGACUGUUGAUCGGUUUGGUAAAGAAAAUUAAAAAUAUUUCUAAAUCAGAACUGGUUGGUGUACAAUGGUUUUUAAAACACUAUACAUUCUGUUAUAUAUUUUGUGCAAAUAUCAGUACUUUUGAUUGUAUAAUUGUUUUUAGGCACUAAGAGUUCUGUAGUAUAUUUGGUGCAAUACAUGAACAAGUUACAUAAUAUUUUGUGUACAUUUAAAGUUCAUGUAUCUGCUACAUGUUAUCUUCUUUUUUUAAAAUCUGUUGAAAUGAUUUUUUUCCAAGAAAUUACUGUUUAAAGCAUAUAGUUUACUGUUGCUGUAUAGGUAAAUUAGAUUGCAUGUUUUGGUUUAUAGUAUAAAAAAAACUCAUUACUUACAUAAAAAUCGUAUUUAUAUAGUUUCUGUUACUUGUGACCGUCUUUAGACAAAGUAGUUACAAAUGUAUGUAGUAUCAGUGCCAAGUAAGAUGUACUUUGUCUUUAUACUAUCUUUAUGACAAGUAUGUUACUUACCUAUUUAAAUAAAGUUACAAAUAAAU
This is a messenger RNA of Mytilus trossulus (common blue mussel), 2705 nucleotides long. RefSeq names its product glia maturation factor gamma-like. The record is from RefSeq and is a predicted model, not a curated record. Gene Ontology annotation, biological process: negative regulation of Arp2/3 complex-mediated actin nucleation; actin filament debranching. The transcript is spliced from 6 exons. Gene Ontology annotation, cellular component: actin cortical patch. Bases 56 to 478 code for a protein of 140 amino acids. Lineage: Eukaryota; Metazoa; Mollusca; Bivalvia; Mytilida; Mytilidae. Gene Ontology annotation, molecular function: Arp2/3 complex binding; actin binding.